Eriocheir sinensis (Chinese mitten crab) is the source of this 1331-nucleotide messenger RNA. RefSeq lists its product as uncharacterized. Lineage: Eukaryota; Metazoa; Arthropoda; Malacostraca; Decapoda; Varunidae. The transcript is spliced from 5 exons. The record is from RefSeq and is a predicted model, not a curated record. The coding region runs from base 40 to 774 and encodes 244 amino acids.
GCUAAGGGGAGAGAGACAGUGGUGGUGGCGGCGGGGGUGAUGGUGGUGGUGACGGUGGUGGUGGUGGGCUCGGCUACAGUUUAUCAUCACCACAACCAACAACAGCUUUUGACACCUGAAAAAUGUCGAGAGGCUACAGAGGAGGAGUGUCUUAGCCUCAUGGUGAGUGGCUCCCCUUUGUGGAACGACCCCCGGCUAAUCCAGGUGGUGAGGGAGGACUUCCUAACGCCCCCCUCCGCCCCCUCGCCGCCGCCCCCCUCUACCUCCACGCCCUCCAUGACCCCCGAGGAAUACAGGGUGGUCAAGCUGCUGAAGGACACGAUUGGUGACGUGAAAUUCAUGGUGGUGGCGGGGGGCGCGUACCCAGGCGUGGUUGGAGAGCUGGGGAGUGGGGCGAGGGGGUUGUGGGUGGAGCCCCGCCCCGAGGGAACCCCCACCCCUCACACGCCCGUCCACCCCCCGCACUUCUGGCACACCCACGCCUGCCCCGCGAUAUCCAUCCCUUACUUGAACAAGCGUAAGGAACAGUGCAUUCCCGUGACCUCUCUCCUCCGCGGGCUGGGUCACGAGGGCACGGUUGACCUCGUCCUGACUCCUAUCCACAUGCUCUCCCAGGUGUUGACCCCCCUACUCUACAGCAAACCCCCUACAGUCAAGGCCGCAGUGACAGGCAGGAGUAAGGACACCUUGUCGUUGCUGGGGAUUCACGACAACGACGUAAGGCAACACGUCUUGGUGGGCAACAACACCACCCUGCUGCUCUUCAACGUCUAGAUGCCCGCUAUAUACUCGUUGAGUGGCCCUAGUGUUGUGCUGCUGGUUGUUGUUCCUGGUAAUGCUGCUGCUAUUGUAUUUGUUUUUCUUGCGGUUACUUUUGCUUUUUUUGUAUUAUCUUUUUUUUUUCUUGUUAUUAUUACUGUUGUUUGUUGUAUUUAUUGUUGUUCUUGUUGCUUUUGCUUACUUUUUCAUCUUACUGUUCUUGGUUUCAUAUUUAAUGAUUAUUUUCGUUCAUGUAUAUACUUGUUCUUGUUGUUAUUCAUCAUCUUCUUCUUCGUCUUCUCCUCCUCCUUCAAUUCUUUUUUUUUUAUUAUUCUUCCCGUUCAUAUUCUUGUUCUACUUGUUUUCCUUUUCCUUCUUCUCUUUUCUUUACCUUCUUCCUCUUCCUCUUCUUCUUUUUCUCCUCUACCUCCUCCGCGGCGUCAGGUACUCGACAGGUGACCUCCAGGUGUUACCUACUUUGUCGGCAUUUCCGCUCCAAAACAAAGAAAGACACGUGACUCACCCUACUGAGAACGUAAACCAAAAUAAAGUUGUUAUUCCCAAUGAGUCAA